Molecule: messenger RNA, 1285 nt
Organism: Oncorhynchus kisutch (coho salmon)
Lineage: Eukaryota; Metazoa; Chordata; Actinopteri; Salmoniformes; Salmonidae
Product: vascular cell adhesion protein 1-like
Exons: 7
Coding region: 45-803 (252 amino acids)
Source: RefSeq, a predicted model, not a curated record
GCCACCAUUUUUAUCCUCUCCCCUAUCCCUCUCUCUCUCUCUGCAUGCCCCCCCCCCACACCUCUCCUCUUCUCCCCUCUCUCCCAGAUGCCCCUAAGAACACGUCUGUGUUUGCGCAGCCCUCCAGUGUGAUUGACGCGGGCCGUCCUCUGACUCUGACCUGCAGCAGCCAGGCCAACCCGGCGGUGGACAACUACACGUGGUUCAGGAUCAAUGCGGCUGACGCCUGGGUAACGCGAUCGGGCCCUAGCUACACCUUCGCUGAGGUCAGCCCCGGGGAGAGCGGCCAGUACUACUGCGAGGCACGCAACCGUAUCGGCGUCCACAGCUCGCCUGUCCUCACUGUCAGGGUCAGAGGCAGACUGAAGGUUAUCGCCCUGGCCUCAGCUGUGGGCGUGUCUGCUGGUCUCAUCACUCUGACUGUGGCCGUCAUGAUCAGCAAAAACAUGCACAGAGUAGACAUGGAAUAUCCAGAGGAAAACAAGAAGAGGCCAUCGGUGACAGCUGACACCCUGUUCUACGAGUCAGUCCAGCAGACCCUUCAGUUGAGGACUGGCAAGAUGUCUGACAUCCCGGAGGAGCCAGAGGAGGUGUAUGAGAGGGCCCAUCCCUCCAUCGUACCCCUGAAGGAUGCUCCACCCUGCACAGAGGCAGACAGCAUCCUCAACUAUAUCACUGUGCAUUACUCCAGGAUCCCAAGUCUGGACCAGAUUCAAGUUACAAAUGCACCACUGGAUGGCGAUAAAGAGCCAAAGGAUGCUGCCAAUGUUGUUUACACUGUCCUGGCCAGACCACACCAGUAGUGGUGCAGAUGAGAACUGUAGCUCCAAAUGAGUGACAUCGCCAGAAGGAUCUCUACCAUCGACCCCUGAACUGCUUCUGAGCUGGACUGCUCACUCUAAGCCAAUUUACUGUUUAUCUAAUUUACUACAAAGUCUAAUUUACUAGGAAUAGUUCAAGUAGUUACUUGUAAUUCAUUUGGCAUUAUAAGUGGCAUUAUAACUCAUUUAUUAGCAUUUAACAUUUUACUAGUAGUGGCCAGAUAAUGAAAUAUUCCGAUAUCAGAAUCAUCCUUGAAAUCAUCUUUUUCACCCUCAGAAGGAAGUCAUUUUGGACAUUUUCUCUCUGGCUUCUCUCUAUCUCCUCCAUAAGAUAUCAUUAAAAUGUAACAUACUUUAAAAAUGAAGUUUGGUAUGCAUCAUCACUCAUGCUAGUCUUAUGGACAAUGUGUGUAAAUGUGUUACUGAUCAUAUCUUAUGUUUAGGGUAUGGUUGGUAUGUCCCAA